Molecule: messenger RNA, 5209 nt
Organism: Zophobas morio
Lineage: Eukaryota; Metazoa; Arthropoda; Insecta; Coleoptera; Tenebrionidae
Gene: PIP5K59B
Product: phosphatidylinositol 4-phosphate 5-kinase type-1 alpha
Exons: 18
Coding region: 192-2597 (801 amino acids)
Biological process (GO): phosphatidylinositol phosphate biosynthetic process
Cellular component (GO): plasma membrane
Molecular function (GO): 1-phosphatidylinositol-4-phosphate 5-kinase activity
Source: RefSeq, a predicted model, not a curated record
CUCACGUCGCCAGGGUGGGGAUAAAUAUGUCAAUGGAAUAUGUUUAUGUCAAAGUUGUAAACGGCAACUGCUUUCAUUCCUAAAAUGUGUGCUAAAAGUUUACAAAUUUCGUGUAAUUUGUCGGUGAUGUGUAGUGGUUUUGUAAAUAUUAAGUGAAUAUUUAGUUUAGUCGCUUUAAAUAAGUGAGCAAAAUGGCUUCGGGCGACACGAUAGAAACUAUUGAAGUUGUUGAGCCCUCUUUAACAAUAAAUAUGAACAAUGCGAAAGAUCCGGGAGGAGUACGCGAUUCCGCCGACGAAAGCGAAGAUAAGGAUACCACUCUUCAUAGAACUGCUCAGGAUGCCAGUCAAAAGCAUCCCUCGAACAUGGCCAAAACGAAAGCGGAAAGAGAAAAAGAACGGGAACGAAAAAUCGGACACCGGAGGGUCGGCGUUGGUGGCGAAAUCACCUAUAAGAAAAUUCAGACUAGUCAAAUUAUGGGUUCUAUACAAUUAGGUAUUCAACAUGCUGUUGGGGGUCUAGCGUCGAAGCCCGAACGUGAUUUAUUAAUGCAAGACUUCAUGACCGUCGAAACGACGAAUUUUCCAAGCGAAGGCUCCAACCAUACUCCAGCUCAUCAUUUUUCCGAGUUUAAAUUUAAAAAUUACGCUCCUAUAGCUUUUAGGUAUUUCCGAGAUCUGUUCGGAAUACAACCGGACGAUUUUUUAAUGUCAAUGUGUGAUAGUCCUUUAAGAGAAUUGUCCAAUCCCGGCGCUAGCGGUUCCAUUUUUUAUUUGACUAGUGAUGAUGAAUUUAUUAUUAAGACUGUGCAGCAUAAAGAAGGCGAGUUUCUGCAAAAGUUAUUACCCGGUUAUUAUAUGAAUUUGAAUCAAAACCCGAGAACUCUGUUGCCGAAAUUCUUCGGCCUGUACUGUUAUCAAUGUAAUAGCAAAAAUGUAAGACUGGUAAUUAUGAAUAAUCUAUUACCUAGCUCAGUAGUGAUGCAUCAAAAAUAUGAUCUCAAAGGGAGCACCUACAAGAGAAAGGCGUCGAAAGCCGAAAGCCAAAAGCGCUCUCCCACUUACAAAGAUCUGGACUUCAUGGAACAUCAUCCCGAAGGCAUUCUAAUGGAAGCCGACACAUACAACGCUUUGGUUAAAACUAUCCAUAGGGACUGUCGCGUUUUGGAAAGUUUUAAAAUUAUGGAUUACAGUUUAUUGCUGACGAUUCAUAAUUUGGAUCAAGCGCAGAGGGAGAAACAAGAGAAACGAUCUCGUACGAAUUUGGAAGAAGUGCCAGAAGAAGGUACGUUGGCCGAUCCUAGCGGUGCUAUGAUUCAUAACGAAAGGGAGAGAGAGAAAGAAGAUAGAAUAGGGGCCGCGGCUUUGAACAGGAGCAGGUCCAUCAACAGACAAAGGCUGGUUGCUCAUUCGACUGCCAUGGAGAGCAUUCAGGCCGAGUCGGAACCAAUCGACGAAGACGAGGACGUUCCGCCCGGAGGUAUUCCCGCCAGGAACGCGAAAGGAGAGCGGUUGUUAUUGUUUAUCGGUAUCAUUGAUAUUUUGCAGAGUUAUAGGUUAAAGAAAAAAUUAGAACACACGUGGAAGUCUAUGAUCCACGACGGAGACACUGUAUCCGUGCACCGGCCGAGUUUUUACGCGCAAAGAUUUCAAAAGUUCAUGGCGGAAAAAGUGUUCAAAAAGAUCCCAUCUCUGGACUUGCCCGAGAUAAAGGGCAAUCAUCGCAAGUUUCGCACACUGGUUACCAGCUAUAUAGCGUUAAAGCAUUCACCAUCGAAGCGGAAAUCGUUGUCGAGGCCCCUCAGACCCCACGAAGAGUUGGAUAGUAACACUACUGUGCAGGCGCAGGUGAAUGCUAGCCAACAGAACGGAAGCAAAACCGUGAGUCCCACCGAAACGAUACCGGCCAAAAUCUCUCCCCCCUCCUAUCCCCCAUCCAGCACCCCGCUCACCUCUCCCCCUUCGUCGUAUCCCGCUGUUCUCGUAGGGCGGUCGAGUAGCGAAAGUAAGCCCAAAGUGCCACCACCGGUACCUCCCAGAGGCACCCCGAAAGUUAAAAAGGGAAACGUCAACGGGAAAGGUGUAGCGCCAAGUUGCUGCAGUACACCACCUCCAACCUUUGACGAAGUACUUGAACAGAGAGCCUCCGCACCUAUCGAAGGGGUUCCUUCUUCCACUCCAGCCAGAGUUAGAGUAGGUUCACAUCACUCGCACCAUCAUGUGACUACGGUGAAGAAUUACCGGGACGACGUAGUUAGUAUAACGGAUAUUAAAUUGGAAUCUCGUGCCGAGACAAAGUCAUCCCUGAGUGUGGAGUCCGGCAGCUCGGGGGCGGGCCACUCGAGCCACUCUCGGGGCUUGGCGUGGACGCCGCCGGCGUCCGUCGAAGGCUCGACUCCCACGUGGACAGAAGGUACGCCUUCAUUUACAGAAUCGUCAAGUAGUGGAGAUAUGGGAUGCCCGACGACGCCGUUGCGUCAAUCGUCGAACACUUCGAUGAAGGCCGGUCAACACAAGCAAACUGUGGAACACGCCAUCAACUGCCUCACCUCUGAAAUGGAACAACUGAAGAAUCGCGUGGACACCGAUUACGAUUGAACGUAGGUGUAAUAGCACACUGAUCAUCCAUCAUUCCAUCACGAUUUUGUUGUGUUUUCUACCCUGUUUUGUAAAGUAAAAACGCUUCAAGAGCAAGCUUUGUGAACGGAAAUUCUAAAUUCGUAGUGUUAUAGUGGUAUCGACGCGGGGUUCUGCAGUGUAUAUCCGACCCCGAUUCCGUUGUGAUAUUGUUGUAAAGAAUCGAUCUACAUAUCACUAUAUCACUGGUGCGUUUCUAGUGCGAUCGAAAACGUUUUGGUGUAGAAUUGGCCGCAACGUGCCAACUGUGAAAUAAAACGUUUUCGACCGCGCCUCCUUUGUGUGCGUUAUUAACUUGGUUUUUAUUAACUAACUCUUUUUGUGUUAGAUAGAUAACAAGUGCCAAUCCUCAUGGUGUCGUCUUUUGAUUUCUUUUUGUUUCUUGUAGCGAAUUGAGCGAAGAUAUUUUUUUAUGCGGUGGCGAAAGUGGUGAUGAAUAAAAGCCAAGUUUACAAAUAAAUGUUUCCUACAGCGCGCAGUAUUGUAAAAUGGUAUGUAAUGUUACUGAUUUCGAUUUACAUUCCACGGUGCAAUUGAGAAGUUGUAAAAUUGCCGCUUCGAAAAUAUUGCAAUAUGUGUGUUUCCAUUGUAACGAUGCAAAAUUGUGCUUCAGAAUUUGGUUUCAAUAACGUAUUGAAAUUGGUCUCAUGUGGGAUUUAGAGUGUUUUGUAUUUUUAUAAUUCUCUGUCUUACUUUUAGUAUGCUCAUUGUAAGAUUUUUUAACGUACGGCACGUACGCUCUAUUUAUUUCUAAUUUAUUUUGUUAUACGUUAGGAGCUGGGUUCUAGUAUUUACUCUUUACAAGAUGUUCAUUUUCUCUUUACUGGGUGCGACAUUGAAGCCGGCUUCCAAUGUUAGAAUUUUUGUUACAUUUAUAAAAGUAAACUCGUAACAUUUCUCGUAGUCCAGUGAACUUUCAACUUUCGUCUCUAAACAAUUAAUCGCGUAGGUUUUUAUUUGACAUUCGAUCGUCUUUAUUGUUCACCCAGUAUCCGCGACAGUAUUAAUAGACGAUGUUGAUACUUUUUUAUCCUUAACAACUGACUGAUUUUACUUUACAACCACAUAUUGUUAUUGAAUUGUAAACUCUGCACUAUUUUAUGUGUAUUCUGCCUGUAAAACCAGUUAAUAAUUGUUGUGUACUUACGUACAAGCUGGCCAUGAAGUCGAUUUAUCAUGGUACAUACAUGUAAUGUUUUUGAUUGUUUGCGUCGAUUUCAUGGCCAGUUGCGUUCUUGAAAAUGAAAAAAAUAUUGUGUAUUAAGGCUCAGGUAAUUGUGCAUAAUAUUUGUAAGUGUUUGUAGCAAACGCGUAAGUUAGUAGCUGAUUAUAUUUGAGUAAUGGUGAUCAUAAUUACUUGAAUAUACGCUUUGGAAUUUGUUGGCAGAAACGAAUUUUUAUAUUAAAUUGUUAUUAGGUACAUUGUUAGCAGAAUUUUAAUACUCAUUGUUUUAAACGCUUAGUGGAAUUUCGCUUUAUAAAUAUAAAUAUUUCAACAUUUUUACAUGUAUUAUUUGUAGAGUAGUACCCGCAUUGAGUAGUUUUUUUUUUUUUUCAUUUACCCACACAUAUUUUUACCUCAUUGACACUCGAAUGCAUGUUACAAAGACAAAAAGAACCGCGGCAUGGCAUGAGUCGGAAUUAUACAUGAUACAGACGAUCGUAACACUUUUUUAUUAUUUCAUUUUCACUUAAUUAUUGUCGCUAUGUUAAGCACAAAAAGCACGCCUAAGAUAAGGAAAUUGGGUUAGUUGCUUGGACACAAGGGUGUGUUAUGUAAUUGAUUAUUUCAUGUUUUAGACGCAUCUUUAAGGAACAAGAAACGAUAAUAAGCCAAGUUACUGCCAAAAAUUAUUCCAAAUAUUACUCAGGAAUGUGGUAAGAAUGUAAGCGGAACAAAAUUCAGCCAAAGUAUACUCUUCUAAAAAUCCUACAAUAAUUUUAAAGGAUGAUAAGAUUCAAACUGCGUUCACCUAUAUUAUAUUAUGUGGAUAAUGUAGUUUUAGGUAGAAUAGUGCAGAAAAAACGUUAACUUAUAUAUUGCGCCCAGCAAUAGUUUAAGUUGUUUCCCAAUUAUCAUGUAUUUAUGUCAAGCGAUAAAGUUACUCAAAUUCAAAAUAUAUAAGUUUUAACUGUCAAUUCUUACAAUAGCAAGUAUUCGCUUUUAUCGUAUCGAUAUUAUCACGUUUUGAUUAUGAUUUCGUUUCGUUAAUAUUUUUUCCUGGUACACAAUCGAAUGCUGAUAACGAAUCUGUGGAAAACCAGGAACAAGUAUUUAUUCGCGGAAUUAUUACUUGGAGAACUUUUUUAACAAACGAGGAACGUACUUACCGGGCUCGUCAAAAGUAGUUGAGGUAUUGGCAAGUCGAGGGAUUUUGAGUUGUUGAGAUUGGAAUUUUUCAUAUUAUUGUGAUGUAUAUAUAUUUGUAUGGUUAUUUAUUUACAGAUUAUUGUUAUGCAUAGGUUAUUUUAUAGAUAUAUUAUAUUAAAAUUUUACUGUGACUUUAUUUAGUACAAAAUUAAACAUUCCCUGCAAUGUAUUGCGAUAUGAAUAAAAACAGUGAUUAAAAUUA